CGAGCAAAGAAAUCCCCCAUUCACACCGUUCUGCUCGACUCCCGACCUCUCACGGCUUCCCCCCGUUGGGCAGCUCCGCCGCCGCGCCGCGGCUUGAGCAGCUGCAGCAUAUUGAGGAGCCUCGACCAUAUUCGCGGCUUCCCCCUCUCCGCCCUCUUCCCGAAUCAUCUCUCUCCCUUGUUCCCCUCUUGCCUUUUCCCCUUCCAGCCUUCUCUUUGCCUGAUUCCAACAAGCAAACCCUAGAGCCCAAUCAAUCUGCAUCCCUUCUGAUCAUUUAGCCAUGCAUCUCACUCUUGAAUUCGGGGGCGGUCUGGAGCUGCUCCUGGAGAAAUCCACCAAGGUGCACAAGGUGGAUGUCCCGCCCAUGGACGACGAAGUCAAGGCCACGAUGAAAGGGUUGCUCUCUUGGGUGAAGUCCAAUUUGAUCAAGGAGCGGCCGGAGAUGUUCAUCAAGGGCGAUUCCGUGAGGCCUGGGGUUCUUGUCCUUAUAAAUGAUUGCGACUGGGAAUUGUGUGGUGGCCUUGAUGCAGAGUUGGAAGAUAAGGAUGUGGUUGUCUUCAUCUCCACACUACACGGUGGUUGAUUUAAUGCUUUUGUUGCCUACUACAUAUUGUACCGUAAGAAACCGAUGGAAGAUACUGGGUUUCGUGAGUUGUGGAAAAGAAACGAAAUGCAUUUUCAAUGCCACUAUGAUUUUCUCCUUAUUUCACUACUAGGUGGAAGAUCCAUUGGCUAUUGUUGAUCUAUACUCAUAAACACUAACAAUGAAUAGUCCUUGCCUUUCGAUAUAGUUUUGGAAUUGUAACAACAGUGGAUAGAAUUUCCAUUCUUCGAGAUCUUCUCAUUCAAGUCA
This is a messenger RNA of Lolium perenne, 853 nucleotides long. RefSeq names its product ubiquitin-related modifier 1 homolog. NCBI's taxonomy places the organism in Eukaryota, Viridiplantae, Streptophyta, Magnoliopsida, Poales, Poaceae. The record is from RefSeq and is a predicted model, not a curated record. Gene Ontology annotation, biological process: tRNA thio-modification. Gene Ontology annotation, cellular component: cytoplasm.